Hyla sarda is the source of this 4578-nucleotide messenger RNA. It is a transcript of the gene IDE, whose product is annotated as insulin degrading enzyme. The transcript has 25 exons. NCBI's taxonomy places the organism in Eukaryota, Metazoa, Chordata, Amphibia, Anura, Hylidae. Gene Ontology annotation, biological process: peptide catabolic process. Bases 288 to 3224 code for a protein of 978 amino acids. Gene Ontology annotation, molecular function: metal ion binding; metalloendopeptidase activity. Gene Ontology annotation, cellular component: mitochondrion; peroxisomal matrix; cytosol. The record is from RefSeq and is a predicted model, not a curated record.
CUCUAUGGGCAUUCCACUCUGGCCCAUUAUUCUCUAUGGGCAUUCCACUCUCCUGUUAAAGUCUAUGGGCAUUCCACUCUGUCAUUCCUUUUAGUAUGUCCCGUUUCAUACAGGUGCCAUCUUUAUAUGUCAGUACAGAGUGUGGCUCAGCACAGGGGAGGUGGCUGACAGGUUGGUGCCGGUGACUACUCCCCGUCCUCCCCCUAUAAGACACGUGGAGGCCGCCUCAUCCUCCUCAUCCCCGCGGCGCAGUCAUCUAUCGAUUUCAGCCAAAAGCCUAUAGCAAAAUGAACUCCCUUACGAUAAAACGAGUUGUCAAUGACAUCAUCAAGUCUCCAGAAGACAAGAGGGAGUACCGGGGUGUGGAGCUGGUAAAUGGGAUAAAAGCAGUGCUUAUAUGUGACCCCACAACCGACAAAUCCUCCGCAGCUCUGGAUGUUUAUAUUGGAUCUCUCUCAGAUCCGGACAAUAUUCCAGGACUUGCUCACUUUUGUGAGCACAUGCUUUUCUUGGGCACAAAAAAAUACCCCAAAGAGAAUGAGUACAGCCAAUUUCUAAGUGAACAUGCAGGAAGCUCUAAUGCCUUCACCAGUGGAGAACAUACCAACUACUACUUUGAUGUGUCCCAUGAACACCUCGAGGGGGCAUUGGACAGGUUUGCCCAGUUUUUUCUGUGCCCUCUCUUUGAUGAGAGCUGUAAGGAUCGGGAAGUAAAUGCAGUGGAUUCUGAGCAUGAAAAGAACCUAAUGAAUGAUACCUGGAGACUGUUCCAACUGGAGAAGGCAACAGGAGACCCCAAUCACCCCUUCCAUAAAUUUGGAACAGGUAAUAAGCUUACUCUUGAAACAAGACCCACACAAGAAGGGCUUGAUGUGCGACAAGAAUUGCUGAAAUUUCACUCCACGUAUUAUUCUUCUAACCUGAUGUCCAUCUGUGUACUUGGAAGAGAAACUCUAGAUGAGUUGUCAGAGAUGCUGGUGAAACUGUUCACAGAAGUAGAGAACAAAAAUGUCCCAGUUCCAGAAUUCCCUGAAAAUCCCUUCCAGAAGCAGUACCUGCAGAAAACAUACAAAAUAGUGCCUAUAAAGGACAUAAGAAACCUGUAUGUCACAUUCCCAAUCCCUGACCUCCGGGAGUAUUACAAGUCUAACCCAGGACAUUAUCUUGGACACCUCAUAGGACAUGAAGGACCUGGAAGUCUUCUCUCUGAACUAAAGGCUAAAGGCUGGGUGAAUACCCUGGUAGGAGGCCAGAAAGAAGGAGCCAGAGGAUUCAUGUUCUUCAUCAUUAAUGUAGAUCUGACAGAGGAAGGCCUGUUACAUGUGGAUGACAUCAUUUUCCACAUGUUUCAGUACAUCCAAAAACUCAGAACAGAGGGUCCCCAAGAAUGGGUGUUCCAAGAAUGCAAGGAUUUGAAUGCAGUUGCCUUUCGGUUUAAAGAUAAAGAGCGUCCACGUGGCUACACAUCAAAGGUUUCUGGACUACUACAUUAUUACCCAUUAGAAGAAGUUUUCGCGGCUGAGUAUUUACUAGAAGAAUUCAGGCCAGAUUUAAUAGAAAUGGUGCUUGAUAAACUACGACCAGAAAAUGUCAGAGUGGCCAUCGUUUCAAAGUCUUUUGAGGGCAAAACUGACCAAACAGAAGAGUGGUACGGAACACAUUACAAGCAAGAGGACAUCCCUACAGAUGCUAUUGAGAAGUGGCAAAAAGCUGAUUUAAAUGGAAAGUUUCAUCUACCAAUGAAGAAUGAAUUUAUUCCCACAAAUUUUGAGAUUGUUCCCUUGGAAAAAGAUGCAACACCCUAUCCUGCACUGGUUAAGGAUACGGCAAUGAGCAAAUUAUGGUUCAAACAAGAUGACAAAUUCUUUCUUCCCAAAGCCUGCCUCAACUUUGAGUUCUUUAGCCCAUUUGCUUAUGUGGAUCCUUUGCAUUGUAACAUGGCCUAUUUGUACCUUGAACUUCUUAAAGAUUCUCUCAACGAGUAUGCAUAUGCAGCAGAGCUAGCCGGCCUGAACUAUGACCUCCAAAAUACCAUCUAUGGGAUGUAUCUGUCUGUGAAAGGUUACAAUGACAAGCAGCAUAUCUUACUGAAGAAAAUCAUUGAGAAAAUGGCUACAUUUGAGAUAGACGAGAAACGGUUCGAGAUCAUUAAGGAAGCGUACAUGCGCUCCCUGAACAAUUUCCGGGCAGAACAGCCUCACCAGCAUGCAAUGUAUUACCUAAGGCUGCUGAUGACUGAAGUGGCCUGGACCAAAGAGGAGCUCCGGGAAGCUCUAGAAGAUGUUACCCUCCUUCGUCUCAAGGCCUUCAUUCCUCAGCUGCUGUCCAGGCUGCAUGUUGAAGCCCUUCUUCAUGGAAAUAUAACAAAGCAGACUGCAUCCGGCAUCAUGCAGAUGGUGGAGGACACCCUUAUAGAGUAUGCUCACACAAAGCCCCUGCUCCCCAGUCAGCUGGUCAGAUACAGAGAAGUACAACUCCCUGACAGGGGCUGGUUUGUGUAUCAGCAGCGGAAUGACGUCCAUAAUAACUGCGGUAUUGAGAUCUAUUAUCAGACAGACAUGCAGAGUACCUCUGAAAACAUGCUUCUGGAGCUGUUCUGUCAGAUCAUUGCCGAGCCCUGCUUUAACACGCUCCGUACCAAGGAACAGCUGGGUUAUAUUGUGUUCAGUGGGCCCCGCAGGGCGAACGGAAUCCAAGGCCUGCGUUUUAUUAUUCAGUCAGAGAAGCAGCCACAUUACUUAGAGAGCCGGGUUGAGGCCUUUUUGAAGACCAUGGAGAAGUCCUUGGAGGAGAUGACGGAUGAGGCCUUCCAGAAACACAUCCAAGCUCUAGCUCUCAGGCGCCUAGACAAGCCAAAAAAGCUUUCUGCUGAAUGUGCAAAAUACUGGGGGGAAAUCAUCUCUCAGCAGUAUCACUUUGAUAGAGAUAAUGUUGAAGUGGCGUAUCUGAAAACCCUGGUCAAGGAUGAUAUCAUGAAAUUUUACAAGGAAUUAUUAUCUGUGGAAGCUCCUAGAAGGCAUAAAGUAUCUGUGCACGUACUCGCUAGAGAGAUGGAUUCAUGUCCUGUUGUAGGGGAGUUCCCAAGUCAAAAUGAUGUCAAUCUUGCUCCAGCACCAGCUCUUCCACAGCCCGAUGUCAUCAGCAACAUUACAGAGUUUAAGCGGAGCCUACCUCUCUUCCCGUUGGUAAAGCCACAUGUUAAUUUCAUGGCUGCAAAACUAUGAUGCAAGCAAAAGCAGGAAGACCCGGAAAACAUGAAAGCAUGGAGUUCUCCGUUGGGCUUAGUAAUGAGUAAACCUUGUGUUGACAAUAGUAGGAUUUUGCUAAUAGACCUUCACUAAGUUAAACAGAUGAUCUAGAUAAAAUUGAAUAGGUUAUUUUUAAAUUGUGGCUUGUCCGAAACAAUCGCAGCGCUGCGUCCUAUACAGAAGGAAGUGUAAUGAUUAUUUUUAUCAAUGUGUUUGUGUGUAUACAUAGAUCUAUAUAAACCAAUGAUUUGCGGUGGAUAGAGUUCUUAUGAAGAGGUCCCAGUUUUGGCUAAUGGACUUUGGAUAUAGUGAAACAACAUUAAAUGCUGCCAUUUUACCAUUUAAAUACCGGGUUAUAUCACCAGGUCUACAUUUACUCUUAGACAGGUAUUCUACUUUUUGCAUGGUGUGUACUCCAUUGUUUUAUCCAGUUUCUUUAGGUUUUGCAGGCAAAAAGACAUGGUGGUUUGUCAGGUCAUGUGAGAACACAUUUAUAGCUGGGAUGUUAAAGAUGCUGCCAUAAAACCAUCUGAUCAAUCCUCAUUCAACAAAAUACUGCAUUAAAUGUGCUACAUAGCGACCAAGAAUAUAAUGCCUUCUCUGUUGUAUCGCCUUAUGUUCUACUAAGACCUCACUAUACAGACACCAAGAACAGCAGCAAGUUAGCGGUAAGGGGGUGUCAGAAAGAAACAUAUGGUAGAUAUCUGGUCUAAAGUACUUAUUAGGUUGCUAUGGGGAAACCUUCGUAUAAUCUGUUGAUAUACCUUUUUAGUGUGUUUAAAAAAAGGAAGAAAAAAUGUAUAUUCCUGUGCAAAGUUAUCAGCUGAUACAGUUACAGCCUGUGGAGACACUUGUGGAUAACCCUUCCGGUCCAUGUUCUGUGGGUUACCAAAAUCUAGGUGUCUGGAUCAAUGAGCUGCUAGGGUAAGUGAACAGUAAUGCACUGUAAAUCCCUGAUAAUUCAUCACAGGAAUAUAUAUAUCAUUUUUUCUUUUUUGUUAAACCUUACUGCUGACAGAUUACCAUUAAAGGGGUACUCCACUGAAAAACAUUUUUUUAAUCAGCUGGUGCCGGAAAGUUAAAAAGAUUUGUAAAUUACUUCUAUUAAAAAAAUCUUAAUACUUCCGGUACUUAUCAGCUGCUGUUAUGAUCCACAGGAAGUUCUUUUCUUUUUGAAUUUUCUUUCUGUCUGACCACACUACUUUCUGCUGACACCUCAGUCCAUUUUAGGAACUGUCCAGAGCAGGAGCAAAUCCCCAUAGAAAACCUAUCCUGCUCUGGACAGUUCCUAAAGUUGACAGAGAUGUCCGCAUAGAGCACUGUGGUCAGA